Molecule: messenger RNA, 1727 nt
Organism: Notodromas monacha
Lineage: Eukaryota; Metazoa; Arthropoda; Ostracoda; Podocopida; Cyprididae
Source: the annotation of a GenBank genome assembly
AGACGCCCAGAAAAUUUUUUUGACUGGCCAAACUUGUAGAAUUUUUGGAAAACUGGGAGGGAUUUUUAUGAUCGAACUGCAAGUUUAUCUCGUCAUUUCAGCGUAAAUAACUGUACAAACCCGUUUUAUUGAUAAAAGUAAUGGCUCCUGUGUUACAAAAUGACACGGAUGACGGGAAGUUCAGCAUAGAAAAAGUAAUCGACGCGUUGGACAGAGCUUGGCACCCCGACGGCAAACUUUUCAUCGACCCUUACGUCGAAACAUUUGAAUAUUACGCUCGUUUUGUCGAAGAAGAGUACGGGUUGGUGGGUUCAUUCCUCGCAGGUCGUAUCCGGAGUGAUGCUGAAUUUCCCGUGAAGUUUCUGAAUGAGAAGAAGCUGGUUGGUGACGAGAGAACAGCAGAAACCAUUCUGUUGUUGAGUGACAAGAACGGAAUGCGAAACUACGACUGGAACAAUGCCGGAUUCCACAUGCUACUCUACGUGGCAUUUAUUUCUUACGUGGUGCUGAUUUUGGAUGGCUACGAAAAACCGGAUUUACCAGGCAGGAACUUCAUUGCUGAUUGUUACGAAGUGACACUCGGGAAGUUAGAGCCCUGGUACAUUCGAAAGCCCGUUCAAGCAAUGUUGCGGCUUUAUGCCGGCAAGGAGUAUUGGAAGGAACAUUACUUCGAGAACGAAGCCAUUUUCCCGGGAAACACGAUCGCCGAUAUUCUCACAUACAGCAAAAAGAUUCAGCAGCACAUGAUCAAGCUCAUGGAGAAGAUAGGUUUCGUCGAAGAAGAGUACGGGUUGGUGGGUUCAUUCCUCGCGGGUCGUAUCCGGAGUGAUGCUGAAUUUCCCGUGAAGUUUCUGAAUGAGAAGAAGCUGGUUGGUGACGAGAGAACAGCAGAAACCAUUCUGUUGUUGAGCGACAAGAAUGGAAUGCGAAACUACGACUGGAGCAAUGCCGGAUUCCACAUGCUACUCUAUGUGGCAUUUAUUUGUGAGUACUGUACUGUAUCAAGCACAAUAUCCUCAACAUGGAUCGUGAGGCUGUACGAUGAACGCGACGACCCCGAGGAACCCGGGCAGAAUUUCCUCCACAGCGGCUACGAGGCGACACUGGGACACUUGCACCCGUGGCUGAUAAAGAAGGCAGCCUGGGUUCUCCUGAGCAUGCACAAGGGCAAGAAGUACUGGCACGAUACUUACAUUUAUAAUGAGAAGGUUUUCCCGGGGGACACGUUGCACAGGGCAUGUGCGAAGUACCGUGCUGUGCGGGACCAGUUGGCGGAGCUGCUCAAAGUUCACGGCUUCGAGGACAUGACUUUCAAAUGAUGCUAAAGUUGCAUGGUGGUUAUUUCAAUUGCCUCUGCUGAUUCAACGGUCUAUGCUCAACUCAUUUCAGAAUUCAUCGUUUGGUCUUUUCUUUUCCGCGAGAAAAUUUUAUUACAGUAUUUCGGAAGCCCAAAAAUUAUUCAUCGAUCUGAAUUAUUAUUUCCAGCAAAAAUUGACAGAAAAAAGCUCAGAAUUAUGCAGCUUCAUCCUUACCAUGAAGCAAAGUAAAUUAAAAUUUCAAUGCAGUCCUCCGCGGCUAUUUUCAUCUUGAUCAAUUCUUGAAUUCACGGAAAAGAAAAACUUGCACGUGCAAAAUUCGAAUAACGUGCGAUAACCCACCAAAUAUUAAAAAAUGUGUGAACAGUAUACUGUAUUGGAAUAAAGGAGUAUUUUUAUUUAAAAAAAAUA